AUGUUCCGUACGGUGCAAAGCUUCCAAGAAGUGAAAAAUGCAGAAUAUUUGAGUGAUAUUUAUGAAAAGGCUCAAAAUAAUGGAUGCUACUAUUGGGUCAUGGUUUCCCUUGCUUAUAUUACUAUCAAGUCGCUGAUUUUUGGGAUUUUACAACUGAACAGUAAAAUCCAUGCGAUCAUUGUAUUUGCAGUGAAAUUAAUUUAUUUGAUUGCUCUCUGUGAUCUCAGACCAUAUAUGGAUAAAAGAACAAAUGCUUUCAAUAUCUUGAUCCAUGCGUUUAAUCUCAUAAAUUCGAUUUUCUUUUUGAUUUUCUCUGAACUUUUCGGAGUCAAAGCAGCAGUGAUUUUCAUUUCUGGGAUGGUGCUUUUUGUGGUCAACGCGCAUUGUGCGACCUGUAUCAAUGAUUUAUCAGAACCAUGGAUCCAAUAUUUGGAUUUCCUUUCCUCAGAAUCUCUGAUCACCAAGAAAAAAAAACAAUAUCUUGAUGACGAGGAGGAUUCAGCAGUAGUUACUAACAUAGACCAAAUUGGAACAUGCAUGGUAUUAUCACAAACCCCUAUUGGAAUUUUAAGUGACAGUAUCACUUACAUUUUCAUUCGAAUCUUGGACUUGAAAAUCAUUAAUGAUAAGAUCCACUUAAGGUUGGAGUAUACAUGUACCAAGUCAUCCAAUACCCUUAAUACAGGAGGUUCUAUGUCAUCCUUCUCAACACUUUUGGCUUUGUCAGAUUAG
Messenger RNA from Saccharomycopsis crataegensis, 732 nucleotides. RefSeq lists its product as uncharacterized. The record is from RefSeq and is a predicted model, not a curated record. Gene Ontology annotation, cellular component: membrane. Gene Ontology annotation, biological process: fungal-type cell wall biogenesis; transmembrane transport. Bases 1 to 732 code for a protein of 243 amino acids. The transcript has 3 exons. NCBI's taxonomy places the organism in Eukaryota, Fungi, Ascomycota, Saccharomycetes, Ascoideales, Saccharomycopsidaceae.